AGGGUUGGGAGAUCCCAGCACAGGGGCCAGGAAUGGGGCAUGCGGAGUCAGCAAGGACACGGCUGGGUUAAACCCGGAUAGAACGGAGCGUGUCUCCGCUGCCGGCGCAGGGACAAGGACGUUGGGAGCAGCUCUCGUCGUUCCCAGCUCUGUGUAAGGCAGGAGGUUGGCGUGUGCUGAAAGACGCUCCAGGAGGAGAGAUGCCCCAUGACAGCCUGGCCCCCAGCGCACGGCCCCACCUGCCAUAGCCAUCCCCUCCUCCCUGGUUCCUGAUGGUGCAGUGAGGGCCGGGCAGACGAGCACCCACCAGAGCACCGCACCUCCUGCAGAGCCAUGGAGGCCCCCCCAGAUGUGCCUGUUGGGAACCUCAUCGACUUCAGCACAGAAGCAGCCACCCGUGCCCCCUCAGAGCCCUCUCCUCCGGCCGUCCCCAGUGACAACGGGCACCUGGAGGAGGUGACAGCAGAGGAGAGCGAUGCCACCGAGUCGGCAGACAGCGAGAACGACAUGGGUGAAUCCCCCACUCACUGGGGCCACCGCCGCUCCUCCUCAGGUGAAUCCUUCUCCUCCAACCACAGCACUGGGUCGGCCAGGGAUGAGGCAGCGUCCGAGCGCCGGGACUUCGUGCGGCACUACGUGGAGAAGAUCUUCACCGGGGGAGAGGAUCUGGAGCAGGAGGAGAAGGCGAGGUUUGGGGAGCUGUGCAGCGGUGAGGAUGGGAAGGGCAGAGAGUGGUUCGCCAGAUACGUGAGCGCACAGCGCUGCAACUCCAAGUGCGUGUCAGAGCAGACCUUCUACCGCCUGAUGCAGUCCUUUGCCCUGGUGCUGUUUGAGUGUCACCAGAUGGAUGAUUUCAGCCCUGCCAAGAACCUCAUGACCAUGUGUUUCACGUACUACUACAUCGGGAAGACCCACGCGCUGCCCCUGGAGGCCAAGGAGAAGCCCACAGGCAGCAUUGACUCCUACCUGAAGUCGGCCAACAGCUGGUUGGCAGAGAAGAAGGACAUUGCAGAGCGGCUGCUGAAAAACACAUCAGCCAAGACAGAGAAUGUCAAAGGCUUCUUUGGGGGCCUGGAAACCAAGCUGAAGGGUCCUGUGGCCAAAAAGAGCGACGAAGGUGAGGACAAACCAAAGGAGAAGCUGAAGAAGACGGUUUCCGUGCAGAGCCCAGAGGAGGAGAAGAAAGGAGAGAAGAUCUACUUGUACAUGCACCUCAAGCAGCAGCCCAUUUGGCACAACCUCCGCUUCUGGAACGCCGCCUUCUUCGAUGCCGUGCACUGCGAGCGCAGGAAGCGCUCCCCCACCACCAGAGGGAACGUUGGGGAGGAAGAGGAGAAGAGGGAGAAGUGGUGCCACAUGACACAGGAGGAGCGGGACGACAGCCUGCGCUUCAAUGAGAACAUCACCUUCGGGCAGCUGGGCACCUUCAUCCACAACAUGUUGGCGUUCGGCCUCACCAAGAAGCUCUGCAGCGACUUCCUCAAGAAGCAGGCGACCAUCGGCAAUCUGGAUGAAGAGCAAUACAAGCUGCUCAGCGACCACAUUGAGCAGAUGGCCAGCGAGUAGCGGCACGGCGAGACGGCAACCAGAGUAGGUGGGGAGGGCAACCUGCCCCCAGAACAAAGCUGGGCUGCUCGAAACCACCCAAACACACACGUGUGGAGCUGCCAUACACCCGCAUGACCAUCCGCCAGACUUCAGAGCUGCGCCGUGGGCAGCCUGUAGAAAUAGGAGCCAACAGCCCCAAUCCCUCGCCGGAGCCUCCUGUGUGUAUUUCCAGAGCAGACAGACCCCAGCAAUGUGUUUUGUCACUUAAACAAACAAACAAAAAAGGCAAGAAAAAAGCAAGCUGAGAAAUAGGAGUGGUUGCUGCUCCCACUCUGCCUGCAUCAGUGCAGCCCCAGCUAUGCAGCCGAGCAGGUUCUGAUGCGGGUCCCGAUGCGCUCCUUGGCACGGCGGCUGCAGGACUUUGGGACACGGCUGUCCCCAAAGUGGAGGUUUCCAUGGGAACGUGUUCCUUGUGCAGCUUUCCCCGUGUAUCCCAUAAGGGAAAUAGCAGAGCAGGUCCCCGAGGCAGGGCCCCCCUCCCAGCCCUGCUGCCAGACGGCUGUUUGCUUGAGGGAGGCCGCUGCCGGUUUGCACUUUGUGUGUGAUUGAUGGAGAGGAGCUCUCUCCUCAUUCCUGCUGCAUUUAUCUCCUAUCCCCCACCCUACCCCUUCCCUAAACCUAAAGAAUAUAUUAUCUGCAUGUGUAUUUUUCUAAAAAAUAAAUAACCAAAACACUCUCCCUUUGAUUCCCCCCUCUUCCCC
Messenger RNA from Tympanuchus pallidicinctus (lesser prairie-chicken), 2309 nucleotides. RefSeq names its product KIAA0513 ortholog. NCBI's taxonomy places the organism in Eukaryota, Metazoa, Chordata, Aves, Galliformes, Phasianidae. Bases 334 to 1566 code for a protein of 410 amino acids. The record is from RefSeq and is a predicted model, not a curated record. The transcript is spliced from 13 exons.